Molecule: messenger RNA, 1251 nt
Organism: Mycena indigotica
Lineage: Eukaryota; Fungi; Basidiomycota; Agaricomycetes; Agaricales; Mycenaceae
Product: Mannose-6-phosphate isomerase
Exons: 4
Coding region: 13-1251 (412 amino acids)
Biological process (GO): GDP-mannose biosynthetic process; carbohydrate metabolic process
Cellular component (GO): cytosol
Molecular function (GO): mannose-6-phosphate isomerase activity; zinc ion binding
Source: RefSeq, a predicted model, not a curated record
CUGACCACCAGCAUGUCAGUGUUCAAGAUAUUGCCUACCGCCCAACAAUACGACUGGGGCAAGAUCGGCUCUAGUUCCAAGGUUGCUCAGUUCGCGACACGCAUACCUGGCUUCAAAUUAGACGAAUCUGCCCCAUAUGCAGAGCUUUGGAUGGGCACUCAUCCCAAAUCGCCAUCGCUCGUAGCCAACGGGAAUACUGCCCUCUCUGACCAUCUUGCCGCAAACCCCGGUCUCAUCGGAAACUCUGUUGCAACGCGAUUCGACGCGACUGGUGGCAAUCUACCGUUCUUGUUCAAAGUUCUGGCCAUCGAGAAGGCACUCAGCAUACAAACCCAUCCUGACAAGAAGACCGCCGAAGUGCUGUUUGUUCAGCAACCCGACAUCUACAAAGACGACAACCAUAAACCAGAGAUGGCUCUCGCGCUCACUCCGUUUGCCGCCUUGUGUGGAUUCAUGCCACUUCCGCGAAUUGCAGCAUAUUUUCGAGUAACGCCUGAGUUAGUAUCCCUAGUUCCACCAUCGAUUGUCGCAGAGUUUCUGGCCCUGGCAGACUCCUCAACACCUCACGGCCCCGAGGAAAAAGUGGCGUUGAGAAAUGUCUUCUCUGCUGUUAUGACCGCAGAACCAACUCUGGUCAAAUCGCAACUCGAUUUGCUUGUUGCUCGAUACCAGUCCCGCCCUGAAGACGUUUCUUCCGACACUGUCGAUCUGGUUUUGCGUCUCAAUUCUCAGUUUCCGGGAGAUAUUGGCAUUUUCUGUGCUUUCCUGCUGAAUUACGUCCACCUCAAUGCUGGCGAAGCGAUCUUCCUUGGUGCAGGCGAGCCGCAUGCCUAUGUCUACGGAGAUAUAAUGGAAUGCAUGGCUAAUUCGGACAACGUCAUUCGCGCUGGACUUACACCGAAACUGCGAGAUAUUCCUAAUCUGGUUGCUGGACUCACAUAUGAAGCUGCCGAUCCUGCUCGCCACGUCGUUAAACCGACUUCCUUUCAUGGAACCACUGCCAGUACACUCUACGAUCCACCCAUUCCUGAAUUCUCUGUGGUGCAAGUCUCGUUGGCUGGUUCCCAAGAGACUCACCCACCACUCGCUGGUCCGAGUAUCGCAAUCGUUACUGAAGGCAACUGCACAAUCCAGUGGAAGGAGGGCCAAGUUGAGCUGAAACAGGGCGAGGUGGCUUUUAUCGGCGCCAAUGCAGAGGUCUCUUUCGCUAGCAAGGACAGGUUGACGCUAUACCGCGCAUUCGUAGAAUAA